AUGCCCCAAGUCCCCACACCCCCAAGUCCCCAGGCCCCAAGUCCCCAGGCCCCAAGUCCCCAGGCCCCCAAGUCCCCAGGCCCCAAAUCCCCACACCCCAAGUCCCCAGGCCUCAAGUCCCCAAGCCCCCAAGUCCCCAAGCCCCCAAGUCCCCAGGCCCCAAGUCCCCAGGCCCCAAGUCCAGAGCUCCAAGGAAAGGCCAGCGAGGACCGAGGGACAGACCCCCCUGAGGAGCCUCAGAGGUGUGAGGCAGCGCCCCAACCCACAGAAGACACACCUGCCACCGGCGUGCCCCUGACCGGGGUCUUGAGUGCCAUUCGGCCACCCACUGGCCCCCCUGCUCCUCACCCCCAGGACGUGCUCUCCACACUGUGGCCGGAGCGAACCCUGAGGGGCACAGAUCUGGCGCAUCCCUGCUUACGACCCUCCCGAGUCGUCCGUCCCCGAGUCAUCGGUCGGGGCACUUGGGAUGAAACCCAGCCUCUGGCGGCAUCGGCCCCCUGGCCCUGCGGCCCUUCCAUCACCCGCGGGAGCCUGCUGCUCCCGGGGCGGCUUCCGGCCUCUGCCUCCUCCAAGCAGCCCUCCUCGCACCCCAGCGUGCACCCCACCCCUGCAGGUGGCAUCGCCCUCUCAGCCCCCCAGGGCAGACCAGGGGCACAGAGGAGCAGGGCCCCAGCCCCAGUGCUGCAGGGGUGGGUGCCAUCCAGGAAAGGCCAGUCUGCCCUCCAGGGCUGCCCCAGACAAGCUGAGCCCCUAUGCCCUGCCCACUCUGCCAGGGCUGGUCCAGCUCCAGAUGUGAAAAGAUGCAGGGAAGGCGAGCUCUCCGAAACCCGGACCACACCCUGGCCUUUCCUCCGUGUGCCUUCUGGGGCCAAGUCAGACAGAGAUGCCCUGCGGGCUGAGGAGGAGGCCCCACUGUGGGUCAAGGAAGGCUCUGGCCAUGAAGAGGCCACCUCCUCCCCUCUCAAAGGGAAGCAGGGACUUCCAGCAGCUCCUGGUGAGAGAGCUGUCCCAGACCCCACGGGCUUGGUUCUCCAGCUUCCUGCCGAUCCAGGAGCCCCAGGAUCCUUCCAGACACUUCUCACUGGUUUUGGUGGCUCAGGGCUGCUGACCGUCUCCCCCAGGCCCAGCCGUCAGGAAAUGGGUCGGGGCUGGGCAUCUCUGCCGGGGCUUCAGGAGGGGCCCCUGCCCCCACCCUCACCUGGAAUCCAAACCAGGCAGCUGCCUCCAAUGCUCCUGUCCCUCAGGUACCUUCAGCACCCUGAUCACAGGCUGCAGGCCACCGUGACCCUGCCCCAGCUUCAGCGUGCAGGGCAGUCAGGACGUGGGCUCUGCGGGCCUGGGUCGUCCCAGCCCCCACUGUUCAGCAGUCAGGCCCCCCUGCCUCCUCUUCUUGCCAAACCUGGGUGACGUGUCAUGCACCUGAUGGCAGGCCCUAGAGCUCGCACCCAUGAGAGCACCUGUGGGGCUAAGUGGCGACCUCAACCACCAGGUUGCCUCAAGUCAGCCUCUGGCCCACUGGCAGCUGCCCCACCCAGGAUCUGGAGAUCCUCCCAUGUGCCGGGCCUCCGGUUUUGUUGGGGCAGCCACACUAAGUAUGGGAAUGAGAAGAGAAGGAGGAAGA
This is a messenger RNA of Neofelis nebulosa (Clouded leopard), 1624 nucleotides long. Its product is annotated as nascent polypeptide-associated complex subunit alpha, muscle-specific form-like. The coding region runs from base 1 to 1410 and encodes 469 amino acids. The transcript has 5 exons. NCBI's taxonomy places the organism in Eukaryota, Metazoa, Chordata, Mammalia, Carnivora, Felidae. The record is from RefSeq and is a predicted model, not a curated record.